This is a messenger RNA of Cornus florida, 1113 nucleotides long. Its product is annotated as agamous-like MADS-box protein AGL9 homolog. The transcript has a single exon. Gene Ontology annotation, molecular function: RNA polymerase II cis-regulatory region sequence-specific DNA binding; protein dimerization activity; DNA-binding transcription factor activity, RNA polymerase II-specific. The record is from RefSeq and is a predicted model, not a curated record. Lineage: Eukaryota; Viridiplantae; Streptophyta; Magnoliopsida; Cornales; Cornaceae. Gene Ontology annotation, biological process: regulation of transcription by RNA polymerase II. Bases 1 to 1113 code for a protein of 370 amino acids.
AUGGGCCGAGCAAAAUUGAAGAUGGAACUGAUUAGUAAUGAAAAGGCGCGUCAUUCGACCUUUCAGAAGAGAAAGAAGGGUUUGAAGAAGAAAGCUUAUGAACUAUCAACACUAUGUGACGUGAAUGUGUGCAUGAUCAUUUACAGUCCCAGACAGAAUGAUCAUCCGAUGGAGCCGGAGACGUGGCCUACGAAUCCCUAUGAGAUUCAUCGCAUGAUUGAAUUGUUCAAGAAGCGAACUGAGCAAGAUCGUACUACCAGGACACUUGAUUUGUCCCAUUUUUUCAUGGACAGGACUAAGAAAGUUGAAGAAGCACUGGUGAAACUGCGCAAAAAGAAUGAUAACGAAGCUAAGUAUCCGACUUGGGACGACCGGUACAACACUCUGUCAGAGGACUACUUGAGGGAAUUGAGCUGUAUGCUGGAGAAGAGGCUUGUGGUCGCCAAGUCUCAGCUUCAAUUGAGCAAGGGAAAACAAAGUUUGGAGGUGAUGCCAGGUGGUAUGAUAGAUUGCACUCCAAUACAGUCAAGCCAGAAUCAUCCUUAUAAUUUCAUGGAUGACUUUGGUAGAAACAGCAUGCAGUUGAAGUAUCUUCGUGAGCAGCAAUCCAUUCCUUCUUCAGGUAAUCAUCAUCCUCAACUUCAUUAUUACAACCCCACUACUGAUCAACAUCAACAUCAACAUCAACAUCAACCUCAACCUCAACCUCAACCUCAACCUCAACCUCAACCUCAACCUCAACCUCAAAGGGGACAUUAUUACCCCACUGAUCAACCUCAACCUCAAAGGGGAGGAUUCAUGCCACUGGAUCCAUACUCGACGAAUUCAAUGAUGAUGAUAAUGAAUGGUAAUGGCUACUGCAAUCAGCUUGGUGGCGCGGGGUCUAGCAGCAACGUCAUGUAUCCAAUGGAUGGAUCAAUUUAUGUUGAUCCACCAAUGCCACUGCCACUGCAACUGCCCAACAUGAUGGAGAACAUUAAUAAUCCCAUAUUAAUGCCCUACCCAGUGAUGUCAACCGCUCCAUCCCAAGUGCAUGCCGCACCUUUUCAGGUGAAACAACAGUAUGGUUAUCAUCAUGAAGUCGAUGAUUUUCAGAUGAAGAAUAAAAAUUAA